This is a messenger RNA of Chrysochloris asiatica (Cape golden mole), 1623 nucleotides long. It is a transcript of the gene UBP1, whose product is annotated as upstream binding protein 1 (LBP-1a). Lineage: Eukaryota; Metazoa; Chordata; Mammalia; Afrosoricida; Chrysochloridae. Gene Ontology annotation, biological process: regulation of transcription by RNA polymerase II. Bases 1 to 1623 code for a protein of 540 amino acids. Gene Ontology annotation, cellular component: nucleus. Gene Ontology annotation, molecular function: RNA polymerase II cis-regulatory region sequence-specific DNA binding; DNA-binding transcription activator activity, RNA polymerase II-specific. The transcript is spliced from 16 exons. The record is from RefSeq and is a predicted model, not a curated record.
AUGGCCUGGGUGCUCAAGAUGGACGAGGUGAUCGAGUCCGGGUUGGUGCACGACUUCGACGCCAGCCUCUCGGGCAUCGGGCAGGAGCUGGGCGCCGGUGCUUACAGCAUGAGCGAUGUGUUGGCAUUACCCAUUUUCAAGCAGGAAGAUUCCAACCUCCCAUUGGAUGAUGAAAGUAAACACCCUCCUUUUCAGUAUGUGAUGUGUGCUGCAACAUCGCCAGCAGUAAAACUGCACGAUGAAACACUCACUUACUUGAACCAAGGUCAGUCUUACGAAAUUCGGAUGCUGGAUAAUCGGAAAAUGGGAGAUAUGCCUGAGAUUAGUGGGAAAAUGGUAAAGAGCAUCAUAAGAGUUGUAUUCCAUGACAGACGGCUACAAUAUACAGAGCAUCAGCAACUUGAAGGUUGGAAGUGGAACCGCCCAGGAGACAAACUUCUCGACUUAGAUAUCCCAAUGUCUGUGGGAAUAAUUGACACAAGGACAAACCCAAGCCAGUUAAAUGCUGUUGAAUUUCUGUGGGACCCUGCAAAACGCACAUCUGCUUUCAUUCAGGUACACUGCAUCAGCACAGAAUUUACUCCACGCAAGCAUGGAGGUGAAAAAGGAGUGCCCUUUAGAAUCCAGGUGGACACCUUUAAGCAGAAUGAAAACGGGGACUACACGGAUCAUCUACACUCAGCUAGUUGCCAAAUCAAAGUGUUUAAGCCGAAAGGAGCAGACAGGAAACAAAAAACAGACCGAGAGAAGAUGGAGAAGAGAACAGCCCAUGAAAAAGAAAAGUAUCAGCCAUCUUAUGAUACCACAAUUCUCACAGAGAUGAGGCUUGAGCCUAUAAUUGAAGAUGCAGUUGAACAUGAGCAGAAAAAGUCCAGCAAGCGGACUUUGCCAGCAGACUACGGUGAUUCUCUGGCAAAGCGAGGCAGUUGUUCUCCGUGGCCUGAUAUGCCCACAGCCUAUGUGAAUAACAGCCCCUCUGCCACCUCCACCUUCACUUCCCCCCCGCAGAGCACCUGCAGUGUCCCAGACAGCAAUUCUUCUUCCCCAAAUCAUCAGGGAGAUGGAGUUUCACAGGCCUCUGGUGAACAACUUCAGCCUUCAGCCACAACCCAGGAAACACAGCAAUGGCUGCUCAAAAACCGAUUCUCUUCCUACACAAGACUGUUUUCCAAUUUUUCAGGUGCCGACUUACUUAAACUGACAAAGGAGGAUUUAGUACAAAUUUGUGGUGCAGCUGAUGGAAUUCGGCUCUAUAAUUCACUGAAGUCAAGGUCAGUUAGGCCUCGCUUAACCAUCUAUGUCUGCCAGGAACAGCUGAGCACCUCACCGCUGCCAGGGCAGCAGCAGGCUGCAGGCAGAGGCAGCGAGAAUGGCAGUUGUACACCCUAUGUUUAUCAUGCAAUCUACUUGGAAGAAAUGGUGGCCUCAGAAGUUGCUCGAAAACUUGCGUUGGUGUUUAAUAUUCCUUUGCACCAAAUUAAUCAUGUUUACAGACAGGGUCCCACUGGUAUUCACAUUCUUGUCAGUGAUCAGAUGGUUCAGAACUUUCAAGACGAGAGUUGUUUUUUAUUCUCCACAGUUAAAGCUGAAAAUGGUGGUGGUGUCUACAUAAUUUUAAAAUGA